AUGCUUCUUCAGCCACAACAGGCCCCCACUCUAGAGGCUACUUCUACUCAGGCCUUGAGCGAGAGCCUCGCCCCAGCCUCUACUUCCAGAGAGACCCCAGCUCAAGUUCUGGACGAGGUUCUCAACUUGGUGCCUCCUCCCCAGACUUCUACUUCCGACAGGACUCCUCCUCAGGCUCCAGACAAGGGUAUCACAGUGGCGUCUUCUCCCCUGAUCCCUCCCCCUCCUCCGGUGUCAGAAGGGCCACUGGUCCAAGGAGUGCCCCUCCAGGGUGCCCCCAGAGGAAGCCACCAGGACCUUGCCCAAGAUGUGACUAGGAGGGACAUUGGAGGAAGGAUUAUCCCCGAGGGUGGAGAAGUGGUGGAGCCGCCCCCCAGUACCCGAUCUUCCAGCCCUCACAAGGGCUUGGGGGACAGUGACAGCUAUCAGAAAGUGGCACAGGCCAGGAAGAGAGGGCGUGAGGAGGAGUGGGAGGACGAGGACGAGGAUGAGGAGGACGUCCAGCUCUCCCUGGAGGCUCUGAGGGUUCUGGACAGAUUAAAGACAGACUGCCCCUUCCUUGAGGGUCUGUCUAUUACUGGACCGAGGAUAAUAAAACAGUUCCUGUGACCCUCAAUUUACCAUUUGCUUAUUCUGGAAUGGUUAUUUGCAAGACUGUAUCCUUCCAUUGGGGAUUCAUUUGCAACUGUGCUGGGCUCUGGAGCUAAAGAGAAAAUAACAGAGAUGACCAGAAUUGGCCAUGAACUGAUGUGUGGGCCAGAUGAUCAGGAUCCCAUUAAGGGCUCUACUGGUGUAAAGGAACAGCUUUAUUUCUUUAACUGGUUAUUGGAUCUGUUCACAAGUCUGGGUCCUGAAUGUGCCACUAGUUUCUGCAGUGUGGAGAAGAACUUUUGCAAAUUAGUGAAGGACAAUGAGAUGGUGCUGAAGAAUGUCUACAUUUCCCACGUCCACAAGGAGAUCCUAGAUCCCAAGUUGAGUCCCUUUCCUCUGGACAUAGAACCCUCUCAUGGGAUAAAGGAAAACCUGCGUAGAAUGCUGCUGGAGGCAAAGAAGGCGAAGGUGGAAGAGCUUUCUGAAAAACUGAUUAAGCUCAUUGAAGGGCUGCAGGCACAUAAAGAAGAGGUCCUCAGUUCUCAGGACAGUGUCAACAGACUGUUUUUGCUGAAUCCCACAGGGUGCCCGGUUCAGUGUUCUCCCCACCAUGGGAAAAUCUGCAGCCAAUGUAGUGGCACCUUGGGCUUGACUCUCUUAGAUUUCCAUCAACUGGUGAUUGCUUUUAUACACAUUUUUGAGGAUGAACUUCAUGAGCACUUUGACCACCCUGACCCCAACAUCAACUCAUGUGGUCCAUUCUUUCAGUCUGUACAUGAGACUCUGACCCUCUGCAACCAGGAGCUGAAAGCUAUCAAAGAAGUCACAGAUGCCUCUGUGAAUGUGGAGGAUAUAGCAGAGCUGCCACGGGGGAAAGCCUACUUGGGUGAAGGCAACUACAUGGUGACCUUGGUUGAAAAAUUGAAAGAGUUAAAAUGGAAAUAUGAGCUCUUCGAAGACAGUCCUUGGACACCUGUUGAACAUAGGGGCAAAAGCUGA
This is a messenger RNA of Phascolarctos cinereus (koala), 1590 nucleotides long. RefSeq names its product HAUS augmin-like complex subunit 7. The record is from RefSeq and is a predicted model, not a curated record. Lineage: Eukaryota; Metazoa; Chordata; Mammalia; Diprotodontia; Phascolarctidae. Gene Ontology annotation, cellular component: HAUS complex. Gene Ontology annotation, molecular function: microtubule minus-end binding. Gene Ontology annotation, biological process: spindle assembly; microtubule organizing center organization.